Messenger RNA from Clupea harengus (Atlantic herring), 2278 nucleotides. RefSeq names its product neuropilin (NRP) and tolloid (TLL)-like 2b (gene neto2b). NCBI's taxonomy places the organism in Eukaryota, Metazoa, Chordata, Actinopteri, Clupeiformes, Clupeidae. Bases 431 to 2167 code for a protein of 578 amino acids. The record is from RefSeq and is a predicted model, not a curated record. Gene Ontology annotation, molecular function: protein binding. The transcript has 10 exons.
CCGCAGAGAUGUGUCGUAUACAGCACGGUCCUUCCUCAGACAGGAAACUGAAACAUAACUAUCGUUACUAAAGACAGCACGAGCUGCUGUGAGGAACAGCAGCAGGGGAAAGCCGUCCUCUCCGACAGAAAACACACACACACAGAGACGCGCGCGCUGGGAAGACGGACACCGCAAGGGACUGCGUUUCCAUAGCCGAAAGGCUGUUUUAAAAACCUCCCGUGAAAGGAUGAGACGAUGAUCAUUUUAUCUUCGCAAACUCGCUGUGACCACAGGAGGGGACUGAGGCGGCUGGAGAAAGUUUGGACGCUGAAGAGUACCGCGGACCUGAGGGAGGACCGGGGAGCGGAGCCUCAACACCGCCGCAUGGGUCUGCCUGAGGCGCCCUGAAACUCACACGCUACCUGGAGAGCAAUCAGCCUGAGUGGAGAUGCACAAAGCCUGGAUGCUGCUGGUCCUGUUCAAAGAGGGCUUCGCUCUGGCUCAGAAGAGCAAAGAGCCCCAGAAUGCAGCUCAGACUUUCCCCAAGUCUGGGCCGCAGAAGCCUGAUAACUGUGGGACGUGGGUGCGGAACCUCGACGGGGGGGAGUUCACCUCCCCCAACUACCCCGACUCUUACCCCCCCAACAAAGAGUGUGUGUUCAUCCUAGAGGCUUACCCUCGUAAGAGGAUCCAGCUGGACUUCGAUGACCUCUACUAUAUCGAGUCGUCGUUCGAGUGUCGCUUCGACAACAUUGAGGUGCGUGACGGCCCGUUCGGCUUCUCGCCGCUGAUGGAGCGUUUCUGUGGGGCGCGCAGUCCCGGCGUGGUCCUGUCCACCGGGCGCUUCAUGUGGAUCAAGUUCACCAGCGACGAGGAGCUGGAGGGGCUGGGCUUCAAGGUGCGCUACUCCUUCCCCGCCGACCCAGACUUCCACCUGCACGUGGGGGGGCUACUCAACCCCAUACCAGACUGUCAGUUUGAUCUGACUGGUGCCGAUGGGACCAUCCGCUCCAGCCAGGUGGAUGAGGAGAGGAAGGUGAAACCUGAUGAGGCUGUGGACUGCAUCUGGACCAUCAGGGCCCCACCCAAAUCAAAGAUCUACCUGCGGUUCCUGGAGUAUCAGAUGGAGAACUCCAACGAGUGCAAGAAGAACUUUGUGGCGGUGUACGACGGCAGCAGCGCCAUCGAGGACCUGAAGGCCAAGUUCUGCAGCACGGUGGCCAACGACAUCAUGCUGGACCACGAGGUGGGCGUAGUGCGCAUGUGGGCCGACGAGACCAGCCGUCUCAGCCGCUUCCGUAUGCUCUACACCAUCUUCGCCGAGCCUCCGUGCAGUCCCAACACGUUCUUCUGCCACAGCAGCAUGUGCAUCAACAGCACGCUGGUGUGCAACGGCGUGCAGAACUGCGUCUUCCCCUGGGACGAGAGCAACUGCAAGGAGAAGAAGUCCAAGGGUUUCUUCGAGACGAUGAGCCGGACCCACAGCAUGGUGAUCUGUGGGAGUUCUGGUCUGGUUCUGCUGCUGCUGGUGGUGUCCAUCCUGGUCCAGGUCCGCCAGCCAAGGAAGAAGGUUCUGGUUCGCCGGUACAGCCGGGCCGAGCUGCAGGAGGCUCUGGAGAUGGAACCUCCCCACUACGAGCUCUUCUCCCUGCAGGAGCGUCGUCUGUCGUCGCCCGAGCUGGCUGACCUGUCGGAGGAGUUGGAGAGCUUCCAGAAGCUGCGGCGGGCGUCCAGCGCAUCUCGCUGCAUCCACGAGCACCACUGUGGUGCCAACGUGCCCCCAGCGCCCACGUUGCCCACGCUGCCCGCGCUGCCCCCCGGCCUUGCACCCCGCCUCUCCCAGGGCUCGCUGGAGCUGGCCCAGGGCCUGAGCCGCGGCGGGGGGGUGCGGGGGUUCGGCAGCUGGCACGGGCCCUGCCAGGGCAUCGCCGCGGGCAACGAGCGCGCACACUCCAUGCACGCCGCACACAUGCACAGCACACACAGCCUGGAUGAGGACCCCGGCGAGGGAGAGGAGGAGGAGGAGGAGGAGGAGGAAGAGGAGGAGGAAAGCUAUGCGCAUGAAAUGGAGGCCACCCGCAGCCUGGAGCAAAGGGUGAUGGAGGAGAUCGGUUGCCAGGCAUUCGGGUGCAGUCGUAACCAUGGCAACGCUGUCCAACAGAGAUCCCUCUCCAUGGACUUCUGACGAGGAGACGAGUCUCCAAGGGCAACAAUCUCCAGCUUGACAGGAGGGUGGGACAGGGGAGGUGCGGAGAGGAGGGGAGGGGUGGAGAGGGGAGGAGAGGAGACGAGAGGA